This is a messenger RNA of Lineus longissimus, 1278 nucleotides long. Its product is annotated as T-cell acute lymphocytic leukemia protein 1 homolog. Gene Ontology annotation, biological process: regulation of transcription by RNA polymerase II. The transcript is spliced from 2 exons. Lineage: Eukaryota; Metazoa; Nemertea; Pilidiophora; Heteronemertea; Lineidae. Gene Ontology annotation, molecular function: RNA polymerase II cis-regulatory region sequence-specific DNA binding; protein dimerization activity; DNA-binding transcription factor activity, RNA polymerase II-specific. The record is from RefSeq and is a predicted model, not a curated record. Bases 209 to 910 code for a protein of 233 amino acids.
GCGCGAGACAAGUCGAAGACGAAAAAGUUUGGAGAGUUCCCUUAUCGUGUUCCCUUGUCGGACCGAAGACCAAAAUCUUAACAUUUUAAAGGAUAUUACUGCCUGUGAUGCUCUGUUGUUCCUUGUCACAACCUCUUCGCACAAACUAAAUGGAAGACUGAACAUCUUGGAAUACGAAUUAAUCAACAAAGAGAUUGAGAACCUCACAAUGGAUUGCAAAGCAGAGCCACCCUACCCGACCGACUAUGAGGACAGUGACGGCGACGAUGACAUGACCACGUUCGGGCCACAAGAAGAUGGCGGCCAAUCGGACAUGGAAAACGAAUGUGAACGAGAAGGAUUUGACGGUCAGGACUCUGAUUCCGAAUCGAGAAUGGCGGGGCCGUCUUCGUCAAAUCAAGUCCCGCCAUGGCAGCAGCUUUAUAUAUACCCACCGGACCAACGGCCAACGUAUUUCGCCGGUUCGCCCGGGUCGUCGCCAAUCAUGAGGCCAUUUGACAUCGACUCCAGAGGAAGGCACAUGCGCCCUCGCCACCCCGGUGAUGUCCCUUUUCGACAGCCUACGGGACGAAAAGUAGUACGCCGAAUUUUCACAAACAGUCGCGAAAGAUGGCGACAACAAAAUGUGAAUGGAGCUUUCGCGGAACUUCGCAGGCUUGUCCCCACACAUCCACCGGAUAAGAAACUAAGCAAAAAUGAAAUUUUGAGAUUAACUAUUAAGUAUAUUCGACUGUUGAGUCGAGUGAUUGAGUAUCAGAAUAAUAAUGGUAUUGGGACUGAUAGUGGGGCGGGGAUGUCUCAUAGGCCGAGUCAUAUUGUCUACUCCCCGCCACGGCCACAUACCCCAACUGGAAAUACGCCCGAGUCUAGUUUUUAUGGAGACAGCAGUGCCGACGAGUCAAGUGUGUAGUCCAAGGAGUAAACACUUUUAAACUCCGCUCGCCACAUGCGGGUAAUUCGCCGACACCCGGUGUAGAAGUUGGAAAUAUCCUGGGACAACAAAUGAUUCUGUUAUGUGCUUUCAUCUCAGAGCUAUUGACGGUCACGGCCUCUAUACAAUGAACAUGUAGUACCGUAUACCAUAAUUUGUCAGAAUACAAUAGGGGAGGACACUUUGUCUGGAGGAUAUUUUUUACUUCUACACCGGCGACAUACUCAUCCAGUUCCGCCAUGUUCAGCCCUCUGACAGGUCAUUGUUCCUCAAAUUUAUGUAAAUACGUCUAGUCAAAAUGUUUACUCUCAUAAACAAUUGUUUGAGCCAAUAAAUGCUUUAUUUGA